AAUGUGAGGAGGAGCAUCAAUGACAAGACAUUAGUGAUGGGAGAACUUCUUGCACCGUCGAGAAAAACGGCCAAUUUCUACCUGUUUCCAGCAAGUAAAACGCGCAAGGGCGCUCCAAGAGUUAAAAGUUAAAAAAGAAACUUCGCAUAGUACACAUCUCUCGGUGUGCUUUUAGUUUUCUGUUUAUAUCUAAGUAAAAUAGAAUGUAAACAGUUUCUUUGAUUUGCAAUAAAUAAAGUUAUUCAUUUUGAAGUACAGGAAGAUUAAUGGUUUUGAGUAAAUUGUGGUUGAAUUUGAUUUCGACUUAAAAGAAUGCCCUUGCCCAUUCAAAUGUCGUUGUACCAGAGCGCGGUGGAGCCGAUGCAGGUGGACGUGCCCCCGGAGGACAACGACAACAACGAGGAUGAGCCCUACACCGUGGACAACCCCAACCUGGACCUGGAGGCGUACGCCAACAGCUACCUGGGGCUGGCCCGCCUCUACCGCCUCAUCUACAUCGCGGACCACUGCUCCUCGCUGCGCCUGGAGGCCCUCAAGAUGGCCGUCGCGUACGUCAUGGGCACCUACAACGUGGCGCUAUACCAGCAGCUGCACAAGAUGCUGCAGGAGACGCUCGCGGCCUCCAGCCUGCCGGACAUCGCGGCCGGCGCGGCGCAGCCCGCCUCCCAGGACCUGCCCACCCUCGACCUCAUGUGGGUCGAGUCCAAGUCCAAGAAGGCAGCUCUGAAGCUGGAGAAGCUGGACACGGACCUGAAGAACUACAAGAGCAACUCCAUCAAGGAGAGCAUCAGGCGGGGCCACGACGACCUGGGGGACCACUACCUGGACUGCGGGGACCUGUCCAACGCCCUCAAGUGCUACUCGCGCGCCCGCGACUACUGCACCAGCGGCAAGCACGUCGUCAACAUGUGCCUCAACGUCAUCAAGGUAAGCGUGUACCUGCAGAACUGGUCGCACGUGCUCAGCUACGUCAGCAAGGCGGAGCAGACCCCGGACUUCUCCGAGGUGCAGGGCAAGGAGAGCAACCAGACCAUCAUGACGCGGCUGAAGUGCGCGGCGGGCCUGGCGGAGCUGGCGACCACCAAGUACAAGACGGCCGCCAAGAACUUCCUGGCCGCCAACUUCGACCACUGCGACUUCCCGGAGCUGCUGUCGCCCAGCAACAUCGCCAUGUACGGGGGGCUGUGCGCGCUCGCCACCUUCGACCGCGCCGAGCUGCAGAAGAACGUCAUCUUCAGCAGCUCCUUCAAGCUGUUCCUGGAGCUGGAGCCGCAGCUGAGGGACAUCAUCUUCAAGUUCUACGAGUCCAAGUACGCCUCGUGCCUCAAGCUGCUGGACGAGAUAAAGGACAACCUGCUGCUGGACAUCUACAUCGCGCCGCACGUCAGCACGCUGUACGCGCAGAUACGCAGCCGCGCGCUGAUCCAGUACUUCAGCCCGUACCUGUCGGCGGACCUGGUGCGCAUGGCCGAGGCGUUCAACACGAGCGUGCCGGGCCUCGAGGACGAGCUCAUGACGCUGAUCCUGGACGGCCAGAUCCAGGCGCGCAUCGACUCCCACAACAAGAUCCUGUACGCCAAGGAGGUGGACCAGAGGAGCACCACGUUCGAGAAGUCGCUGGCCGUGGGCAAGCUGUACCAGCGGCAGACGCGCAUGCUCAUCCUGCGCGCGGCCAUGCUCAAGCACCAGAUCCACGUCAAGAGUCCGCAGCGCGACAGCGGGCAGGGAGUGGAGAUAGUCGCUCCGGGCAACAGCGCCAUAUCUGCCCGCAACUAACCACAGCACGGGGCAAGUGUGGUGGACAUCUCGGGUUCGUCUCACACCGCGGACAUGAGACGCUGGAUGGCGACCUCGUAUCGGUACCGUGGCAGAAGUAUUAAAGAGAGCAAGCAGUUGGUCUAUCAUAAUUUCCUGUGAAUAUGCUAAUUAUGUUAGAGCGUUUAUUUCUGUCCAACAAUCAAUUGUGUAACAGUCAGUGACACAGAACUAGUUACAUCUGAGCAUGAAGGCUGCCGUUUUCUAUGCGAGAACAUGAAGGUUGCUAAAAGAUGACUACCGUGUUUACUUACAAGUUUUUUUUUUUUUUUUUAAGAUUAAUAUACUGCAAUUGUAACAGUGUAAAAUUAUUAGUAAACUGAAACAUAUUAUCUUGGACAUUUUCUUUUACUUUCCUCAGUGUUGCAGUUACGAGUUUUAGAUUACCUGUUUUACUUAAAUGAAUUGAAAGAAAACAAAAGUGUUUCUUGGAUUGAUACUAUCGUACAUUUUAGUUCAAUUUCUCUGAGAUAUUUUCUUGUAUUUCAUCACCAUAUAUUUAAGAUUAUCUACAAGUGGCAUCACACCAGAAAAUCCAUUUAUUUGCUUUUGCCAAAAGACAAAAGUACCAUAUUUACUAAUGUAAAGGUAGCCUAUUUUAUUAUGGUUUUUUAGAUUUAAAAAAAUGUAGUGUUUUCCAUUAUACAAGUUUUUCUUUUGAUUUUACUUAACUUUGCUCUCACUGUGUGGUUAAAUAUGUCUGUAAACAACUAGCCUAUGUUGGUUGUUUAUAACUGUCACUCCAUGAGUAAGUAUUUCUUGGUAGUAGUGUGACGCUCCAUGAACAGCACAGUAAUUACACGUCUGCUGCCCGCUGGGUUUGAAUCAGCGAGUGAGUGAGAGAGAGAAUAUGUGUGUGUGCGCGUGAGGACAUGUGGCAGUAUUGACAGUUCUCCUCCCUCAUCGUAAAUGUCUGAUGAACCCUACACAAAUAACUUGACAGGUGUUUGUGAUGCAACUGUGCCCAAACAUUGCUUUGGCAUCACAAAUACUGAAUGAUAAAAUUAAAAAAAAAAAAUUAUUUAGCAUCUCACCUAUUAAUACAUACAAUUUUACUUUUUAACAAAUUUUUUCUUGUUAAAGUCUAAAUUUCUAAGUGCCUUGAAAAAGUUUUUAACAGUGUUUUUUUAUUGUAUUUGUAAUUCAAAUAAUUUUGUCAAAUCUGAUUUUCAUUCAAUUCAUGAUGCAAGACUAAAUGAAAACACAUUUCAAAUUUUUCUGCCACAUCCAUUACAUAUAAAUUUUCUCAUAAAAAAACUGACAACAGACUGCAAUAAAUUUUAUAUCAGGAACAAGUCCAUUUUCAACACUAAUGACUAAGUUUUUAAGUAAUAUUGUACACAAAACUUCCUUAUGACUAUCUCAACUACAGCCUAAAAAAAUAAUUUACCCAUCGAGAUACAUAUAAAGUACAGAUGUUUAAUAAAUAAAACCAGAGGAGAUUAUGUACUUGAUUCCAAUAUUUUUAAUGAGCCUGUUUUACAAUGUCUUAAUAAAAUAUAAAACAACUGUGCCUGUUAACUCUGUAUUGCUUGAUUGGAAAAGUAAUGACAAUGGCAGCAUUAGCAAUCUGUACACUGGUAAAAUUCAACAACACACAAGAAAUGAAUUCCAUCUCUAGGGCUAUGUUCUUGAGAUUUUGAUUCACCUCACAGACAUAUUGUCAGGGUGGCUACUAAAACUGUACCAAAAAUGAUGGCAUCGGCAACUCAGCGAUCACAUACUGUGGCUGUCAGGAAAUGAGAAAUUGUGUUGCAUGAAAAAAAGUAUGUCGUCACAGAAAUUAAUGUGAAAUGUCCUUGAUUAAUGGUGGUUCCGCAAUAAAAAUUAUAUCUGUAAAGUGAGAA
Messenger RNA from Bacillus rossius redtenbacheri, 3662 nucleotides. It is a transcript of the gene CSN1b, whose product is annotated as COP9 signalosome complex subunit 1. The transcript is spliced from 11 exons. The record is from RefSeq and is a predicted model, not a curated record. Gene Ontology annotation, cellular component: COP9 signalosome. Lineage: Eukaryota; Metazoa; Arthropoda; Insecta; Phasmatodea; Bacillidae. Bases 313 to 1776 code for a protein of 487 amino acids.